Messenger RNA from Acaulospora morrowiae, 1332 nucleotides. Lineage: Eukaryota; Fungi; Glomeromycota; Glomeromycetes; Diversisporales; Acaulosporaceae. The record is from the annotation of a GenBank genome assembly.
GGAUUGCUCUAUGAUCGUGGUGAUGGUUGUUCUAGCAUCAAGUAUAAUUAUACAGAUUAUGCGAUCGGUAAUACAUCGAAUCUCGAAGGCAUUAUACCCCAAGUUCCCUUGCCCGCCUAUUAUAGAAAAUAUAAGAUUGGCUUAAUUUCCGCAGAUACUACAAAUUGCACUAUCGCGGAAAAAAUCACUAAAUCCAUAUCUGACGAUGAUAUCGGAAUUAUAAUGUGGACAUCAAGUGAUCGUGAUCUACCUGAUAGCUCCCAGACACUUGUACCCGUGUUCUCUAUAAACUCAACUUCUUCAAAUCAAUUAAAGAGUGAAUUACAGGAGAUAUAUGACGGAUUUAUAAAAAAUUCUUCUACCUACAGGGUGCUGAGAGUAAAAAUGGUGCCUUUCCAACCGUUGUCGCCUAACUUUUGGUUUGUAUCAAUGAUCUCUGUGGCAGGAGUUUUAAUAUUAUCGUUCUUCGUCUCUAUAAUUCUGCACGUAAGAAUUCACCGGGGACGAAGGCGGCAAGUUGAACAAAUCAGGUUUCAACGAGAAAACGACGAAGCGUUGGGCAUGAAAAAAUGGACUUUGGACAAAGAGGUGAUUGGAACAUUUCCGGUCAUUAUCUAUUCAAGAAAAAUUUCAUCCACAGAGACAGGCGAAGAAAAGGAAUCUCCUGAAGAUGUGGUUGAGAAUAAGUCGUCAUCAGAUGGAGUUGAGGGAAAAGGGAAAACAGAUGAUGUAAAUAACAUUAGUGAUGACGGUAUCGAUGAACAAUCUCGACAGCAUAAAUUAUGCCGAAAAUCCUCCACUCGAUCAACCAAAUCACAACGAUCGGAAAGGGCUGUUGGCAGUGCAUCCUUACUUUAUUCCUCACCUGACACCGAUACCACCAGCUCGGAUCACAUCUCGAACUCCGAAACCAGAGAAACGUGUGCCAUAUGUUUAGAAGAUUUUGAUAAUGGCGAUGAGGUACGUGAGUUACCUUGUCGUCAUUGGUAUCACGUGGAAUGCAUUGACCCCUGGUUGACUACGAAGAGUAGCUCAUGUCCGUUGUGCAAGAAAGACUGCAAACCUGAGAAUGCGGAGGGAGAUAAUGAACAAAGUACCGUGGUGGAUAUACAGGAAAUACAAGACAGGGAAUCACGAUCGUCACAAGUGGUCGACGAUAGUCAGAGCCAGACGCCAGGCUCCUCGUCGCAAUCGAGUGCGGGAAGUGGUGUGAUAUGGUUUAUGAGUAACCUAUUUAGACCAAGAUCACGGAGGCAACGAGAAAUUGUCGAUGAGAGCGAAGGAGGAGUACAUUUGGAAAUGGAGAAUAUCCAUACAUCUGGGAAUGUAUGA